CUGUGGUCACACUAUGGUUUCCUGAAAUAUACGAUUCUUAAACUAAGUUUUUUCUCUGUUUAAUUUGAAUUAAUGAAACAAUGUACUUAGUACUGUAAAGAUUAUACACUGCAAUAAUUCUAAUGAUGAGUGCAGCAUGGGUAUUAAACAGGCAGAAACCCCAAUUGAUGACGUGCAAUGUAAAGAUAUUUGCAGUUAUAAAUGCUAUAAAUCCUAAAUUUUAGGUUUAUUAUAAUUUUUUGUAUAUAAUUUGUCACAAUAUGAGGAGAUCUUUUUGACUAACGACUACACAAAGCUUCAUGUCAUAAACCGCUGUUUUGACAAGUUAAAGAUCGACUUCUGCAUUUUCACCAAAAAUGGACUUCAAGAUCAACUCAAGGGCGUGUUGUCACAGUUUUUGGGUGCAGCUUUUUGGUCUUUCUUUCUCAACGCAGGGGUCUGAUUUCAUCUGUCAUGCCGGUUAUGAUGCUAUAAUCCAGAGGCUACGAGAUGGGAGACAAAUGUGCAAGGAUGUGGAGGAGCUUUUCAAGAUGAGGGCACUCGCAGAGGAGAAGUAUGGAAAGGAACUGGUGACUAUUGCUCACAAAGCUGGAGGAAACACAGAAAUCGGCACCAUGAGAAUGUCCUUCGAGCAGCUUAAAACCCAAAUUGAGAACAUUGGGAACUUUCACAUCCAAUUAUCAGACAAACUGAAAGAGGAGGUGAAAAGAAUUGAAAUUUUCCGAGAACGUCAGAAAGAACAGAGGAAGAAGUUUGAAAGCAUCAUGGAGAAGGUUCAGAAGAAAAAGGUUACUUUGUACAAGAAAACUAUGGAGUCAAAGAAGAACUAUGAGGUGAAAUGUAAAGAAGCAGAUGAUGUGGAGCAGGGGGCAGAGAAAACAAAUGCUGCUGCGAAAAAUCCUGAGAAGGUACGUCACAAGACCAAACAAUGCAGACAGGCCGCAAAUGAAGCAGAAAAGCUUUACGUGAACAAUAUUAAUCAACUGGAGGCUGUUCGCCAGGACUGGGAGGAGACACACAAGAGCACGUGUGAGGUGUUUCAGCAGCUGGAAGGAGAUCGCAUCAGCAUGCUCAGGUGCGCUCUGUGGGACCACUGCAACCAUUUCUCCACGCAGUGUGUUAAAGAUGACGAGCUUUAUGAAGAGGUGAGAAAGUUUCUCGAGCAGUGCGACAUCAUCACAGACAACGACAGCUUCAUCAAGAUGAAAUCAACGGGGUCGAGGGCACCAGAGCCUGUAGUGUUUGAAAGUUAUUAUCAGGGUGUAAAGACCAGGAAAAGCAACGGCCAAGCCCUUUCCUCAGAAGGAGAAGUGAGGUGUGAACCCAAUGACAGGAGGCCGAGUCAAAUAGAUGAAGCCAGGUGCUUUGACCCUUUAAUCAGAGACUCCAUAAGCAGUGAUAAUGAUAGAAGAAUCUCACAGUCAACACUGACAUCUACUGAAGAAUUUAAGACAGAAGAGAGUGGAUAUUCAGCCCUUCCAAGUUCGUCACAAGAAGAAUCUUUAGAGCCCGCUUCACCUGACCUGGACCAGUUCUACAUGGUGUAUUAUGAUUACAGUGCUCAGGAGGGGGACGAGCUGUCUGUGAGCAGGGGGGAUGUGGUCCGACUGUUGGUGCAGGGGGAGGACGGCUGGUGGACGGUGGAGAGGAACGGGCUCUGUGGACUGGUGCCAGGGAAUUAUCUGGGCAAAAUUUGACAAUGGACUUGAACACAUGAACUGAUCCAACAUCAC
Messenger RNA from Oryzias melastigma (Indian medaka), 1733 nucleotides. RefSeq names its product proline-serine-threonine phosphatase interacting protein 1b (gene pstpip1b). Gene Ontology annotation, molecular function: actin filament binding. NCBI's taxonomy places the organism in Eukaryota, Metazoa, Chordata, Actinopteri, Beloniformes, Adrianichthyidae. Gene Ontology annotation, biological process: actin filament polymerization. Gene Ontology annotation, cellular component: plasma membrane; cytoplasm; actin filament. The record is from RefSeq and is a predicted model, not a curated record. The transcript has 14 exons. Bases 357 to 1697 code for a protein of 446 amino acids.